AUGAGUUCCUUGAAGCAGUUCAUCCGCAAUGUGCGUGCGGCCAAGACCAUUGCCGACGAGCGAGCCGUCAUUCAAAAAGAAAGCGCCGCCAUUCGAGCCAGCUUCCGAGAGGAGAGCCACGAUCACAACAUAAGGCGAAACAAUGUCGCCAAGCUUCUCUAUCUCUUCACAUUGGGCGAGAGAACCCAUUUCGGACAAAUUGAAUGUAUCAAGCUUCUGGCCUCCCCUCGCUUCGCCGACAAGCGCCUGGGACACUUGGCCACAAGUCUGUUGCUUGACGAGAACCAGGAGGUAUUGACGCUUGUUACCAACUCUCUACAAAAUGAUCUUGGUCACUCGAACCAGUACAUUGUCGGCCUUGCCCUCUGCACUCUAGGAAACAUUGCAUCAAUCGAGAUGUCGAGAGAUCUGUUCGCCGAGAUUGAGAAGCUAGUAUCGACCAACAACCCGUACAUUCGGAGGAAAGCUGCGCUGUGCGCCAUGAAGAUUUGUCGAAAAGUCCCCGACCUGCAGGAGCAUUUUAUCGAAAAGGCCGCCGCCUUGCUCUCCGACCGAAACCACGGUGUACUUUUGUGCGGUCUCACACUCGUCACCAGCAUGUGUGAGGCUGACGAAGAGGAGGGCGGUGAAGAGGGCAUUGUCGACAAGUACAAGCAGUUCAUCCCCGUUCUAGUGAGAACCCUGAAGGGACUGGCUACUUCUGGAUACGCCCCCGAGCACGACGUGACUGGAAUCACGGAUCCAUUCUUGCAAGUCAAGAUUCUACAGCUGCUCCGAGUCUUGGUUCGUGGCGACCCCGAGGGUACCGAGCAGAUCAACGACAUUUUGGCCCAGGUGGCCACAAACACCGACUCCACCAAGAAUGUUGGCAACUCUAUCCUGUACGAGGCGGUGCGCACGAUUCUGGACAUUGAUGCCGACUCUGGUCUUCGGGUUCUGGGUGUCAACAUUCUUGGAAAGUUCUUGACGAACCGCGACAACAACAUCCGAUACGUGGCACUGAACACUCUCAUCAAGGUUGUCGCAGUUGAGCCAAACGCUGUCCAGAGACAUAGAAAUACAAUUCUCGACUGUCUGAGGGAUCCCGAUAUUAGCAUUAGACGGCGCGCUCUGGAUCUCAGUUUCACGCUUAUCAACGAAAGUAAUGUCCGCAUUCUCAUCCGAGAGCUUUUGGCCUUUUUGGAAGUAGCCGACAAUGAGUUCAAGCCGACCAUGACGAGCCAGAUUGGUAUCGCCGCUGACCGAUACUCGCCAAACAAGCGGUGGCAUGUCGACACCAUGCUGCGAGUGUUGAGUCUUGCCGGAAACUACGUCAAGGAGCAGAUCAUGUCUUCAUUCAUCCGUCUUGUUGCUACCACGCCCGAGCUUCAGACUUAUGCCGUCCAGAAACUCUACAUGAAUCUGAAGAAGGACAUCACCCAGGAAAGUUUGACUCAGGCCGGCUCUUGGUGUAUUGGAGAAUAUGCCGACUCAUUGCUCAGGGGUGGACAGUAUGAAGAGGAGGAACUGGUACAGGAAGUCAAGGAAAACGAGAUCAUUGACCUUUUCUCGACUAUACUGAACAGCAGCUAUGCCAGCCAGGUGACAACUGAAUAUAUCGUGACGGCUCUGGUCAAACUCAGCACCCGGUUGUCCGACGCGUCGCAGAUUGAAAGAGUGCGUCGCCUUAUCCAACAACACCAAACUAGUUUAGACGUCGAAGUUCAGCAGAGAGCCGUCGAGUACAGCAACCUCUUUGCAUAUGAUGAGAUUCGUCGGGGAGUUUUGGAGAAGAUGCCACCACCGCAGAUCAAGGAAUCAUCGCGCGUCCUGGGCGAGGCCACUACCAAGUCAAAGAAGGCGGCCAAUCGCAGAUCCAAGCUUGUGGCAAAACCUUCUACAGACCAGGAUUUGUUAGACCUUAUGGGCGAUGUGACGGGCGGUCCUGCUUUGGCGUCGCCUACCAAUGGCGGAUCAAGCAAUGCGGACUUGCUUGCAGAUAUUCUGGGCGGCACCAGCAGCCCGCCACCUCAGAGCGCUGGCUCUCCACCACCAGGGUCGAAUGUUGCAUCAAUCAUGGAUCUCUUUUCUCAGGGCGGGACCGCCUCUCCCGCGCCGGCAGCUGCAGCACCCCCUGCCAGCUCUGGACUGGACAUCUUGGGCGGCAUGGGAACACCUCCACCCCAGGCACAGGCACCUGCUGGACUUCCGUGCUACGAUGCCAACGGUGUCAAUGUGACACUGGCGCUUCAAAGAAAUGCAGAAGGCGCCGUACAAGUUACUGGACGCUUCCGGAACAAUUCGGGCGGUCCGAUCUCGAAUGCUGGUCUCCAGGCAGCUGUGCCCAAGUCACAAAAGCUGCAAUUGCUCAGUAUAUCAAACACGGAUAUCCCUGCCGGUGGUGAAGCUACGCAGCUCAUGAGGAUCAUGGGCAGCAAAGGACCUCUGCGGUUACGACUCAGAGUCGGUUACACACAUCCCUCGGCAGGUCAGGUAAUGGAUCAGGUAAACUGGACGGAGCCAUCUUAA
Messenger RNA from Pestalotiopsis fici W106-1, 2508 nucleotides. RefSeq lists its product as uncharacterized. Gene Ontology annotation, molecular function: clathrin-cargo adaptor activity. Lineage: Eukaryota; Fungi; Ascomycota; Sordariomycetes; Amphisphaeriales; Sporocadaceae. Gene Ontology annotation, biological process: intracellular protein transport; Golgi to vacuole transport; receptor-mediated endocytosis. The record is from RefSeq and is a predicted model, not a curated record. The transcript is spliced from 5 exons. Gene Ontology annotation, cellular component: Golgi apparatus; AP-1 adaptor complex; membrane coat. Bases 1 to 2508 code for a protein of 835 amino acids.